Bradysia coprophila is the source of this 2577-nucleotide messenger RNA. RefSeq names its product protein will decrease acetylation-like. The record is from RefSeq and is a predicted model, not a curated record. NCBI's taxonomy places the organism in Eukaryota, Metazoa, Arthropoda, Insecta, Diptera, Sciaridae. Gene Ontology annotation, molecular function: protein binding.
UGGCGCAUGAACAAGGAAUCUUAAGCGUAAGUCAAAAACAGCUGGACACUUGUGUGAACGUAUUUUAAUAGUGGUCGGUGUAGUGAACCGUCAAAUAUGAAAUUGUAAAUUAGUUUUGCAUCGAACGUGUCGUGAUUUACAUUGUUUAGUGUUUUUACCGAAAAACAGUAGACGGUCCUCGAUAUAUUGUUUUAAUGAUGGCCAAGUCAGACGCUUUAACCGAAAUAUGUGCCAUGCUAGAUACCUACGGAGGAAGAGACAAGUCCCUCUAGUCCUACCCAACUCAUAUGAAACUGACAAACUGACAACACCGCGCCAACCGGACUGUCACUCCACACAUGUUUAAAAAUAAAUGUAUUGAAAAAUGGCUGAUACAGCUAAACAUCGAAACAUAAACAAUAGUGCGAAUAAUGGAAGGAAAUCAAAAAAUGAAAUAAUCAGAUCAGCAUUGGGGUCAUAUCUGAAACAACGAAACUAUUCGAAUUCCGAAAAGUUUCGCAAAUCCGAUCUGGCAUUACUACAAAGCAACAAGCAAAUGGAAUUUGGUUCUAUGUUGGAUGACGAUGUGUCGAAAGUAAACUCAUUUCUUUAUUCGAAUGUGCUAUGUCUCAACAAGGACUCUAAUGUCGUUGAACAAUUUGCAAAAUUCCAGCAGUUUGUGCAAUCGCAACCCUUACCAUACAAGAACGAAUUAGAAGUUAUUUUACGUCCACUUCUUUGCCAUUUGUACAUUGAACUACUGAAGGGAAAAGACUCUUCAGUUGCAUUGGAAUUUCUGAAAAAGUUUGCCGACGGUGUCAUUGGACCAGUGGAGAGUAUUGCGAAUCCGCUGCCGAACAAAAUCAACGGAAGUUCAUUAACUCAAAUAACAUUUUUUAACGAAACGGAUAACGAGAAUUCCACUCAGCAAUACUUUAAGGAACUGGUUCAACUGAUGUCACAAUGUCUGCGCAUCGAAGACCUGGAUCAUAUGGAAUUGACGCGAAAUUUCCGAUACUCUAAAUACGAAAUCGAACUGUCGUUGCAAUCACUUUUCGCAUUAAAACAUUUUCUGGUCAAAAAUGGUCAUGUGUUGCUACUGCAUGUGUUACAGACAUGGUUUUGGUUCGAUGUCACCGAUGCACGAGAUUCCGACGACGAUGAUAUUUGUAUGGUAGGUGAACGACCGGAGAACGGAACUGAAGAUGAAAGCUGUGAAAACGAAUCGGACGGUGGUUGUCAGUCAGUAAUGUCGAUCAAAAUAAAGGAAGUGUCUGAACGUUUAGUGAAAACAGAAAAUGAAGACGAAAGCGAGAAAGUGAAAAAGGUUUUAGAAGCGGACUUGAUGGCAAAGAAGCGAAUAACUCAUAAGUUAAAGCAUCUGCGACGUACAGUAUUAGAAAUGAAAACGCACGAACAGCCGGUACGAGUAUUUAAAGUGGAGAAUGGAACAAGCAGGCUAGCGUCGGCAACAAUCGAUCCUGCACAAUGCCAUCUAGCUGGCGGCUUUGAAGAUUCCACCAUCCAAUUGUUUCAACUAAAUCGAAGUACAAUCGGAGGACGUAAACCGUAUAUGUCCAUCACAAAACGAUGUUGCCAAUGGAGUCUGGAGAAUAGUUCCGAGAUAUCAUCCGAUGACGACGAUGAUGACACGGAUACUAAAUAUAAAUAUUGUAAGCCAGGCACUUCCAAAACAGAACAAAGGCGAAAAUUGGCUGAACAACGAUCUACAGAAAAUAUUUUCACCGAAUCUGGAUGCGUUGCUCUUCGGGGUCACAACAAAGGAGUUACGGAUUUGGUUUUCUCAAAGGAGCAUCCUCUUCUCUUCAGUGCUUCCAAAGACAAUACAAUGCGAGCGUGGAAAGCAACAGAUUACAGUUGCGGAGCCGUGUACAGGGGCCAUAACUAUCCAAUUUGGUGUGUUGCUGAAAGUUCAGUCGGUAUGUAUUUGGCGACUGGGUCGAAAGAUCUUACGGCGAGAUUAUGGUCCACUGAUCGUGAAUAUCCACUGCAGACGUACAUUGGACACACACAAGAUGUUGAUGCAGUCGCUUUUCAUCCGAAUGGAAAUUACUUGGCCACCGGAUCAACCGAUUUGACGGUGCGAUUAUGGUGUGUGACUAGUGGCAAACUGUUUCGCGUAUUUACUGAUUGCCAUCUACCCGUGCACUGUGUCAGUUUCAGUCCAGAUGGUAAACUGUUAGCCGCUGCCGGUGAAGAAUCGAAAAUUCGGAUAUUUGAUUUGGCUGCCGGAUCUCAACUAUGCGAACUAAAGGAACAUACGACACCUGUGUGCGACAUUGUUUGGAGCCAAUUCGGAAAUAGAUUGGCGUCAACGUGUUCGGACGGUACCGUUCGAGUGUUCAAUGUGAAUAAUAAGACUGUCUCCAGCUCAUCUAUCAAUCCGUCGUCAUCCUCAUCAUCGUCAACAGCAUCGUCGAGCAAUAACAAAUUAUUGUACUCCUACGUAUCCGGUUGCAAGCGAUCUGUUAAAGUUUUUUUUAAUUCGGAUGGAAGUGUUUCGUGUAUUGGACACUCGUGAUGGAGAUGUCAGCCGAAAUUGAAUGAAAUUUACAAAUAAAUUUGAUUUGUUGUCCA